AUGUCUUCCAUAUUGUUCAGCGGCAUCAACUCCGGGUACCAGGUGGGAAACAAUAACGGAACGAUCCAUCUGCCACCAGAGCGACCGGAUACCCCACCGCCCCCUCUCUCGACUGUUCCAUUCCGUCGGGACCCAGAUUUUGUUGAUCGUGGAAAAUUGCUCGAUUUGCCACAAAAGAAAGACUCUACUGAGGGCGUACGGGUCGCCUUUGUCGGCCUGGGCGGUGUAGGAAAGUCGCAACUUGCCAUCGAAUAUUGUUAUCGAGUUCGAGAUCAAUCGCCUACAACGUGGGUUCUCUGGAUCCAUGCGAGCAAUGCAACUCGCUUCGAGCAGAGUUGUCGGGAGAUUGCCGACCGAGCCAAGAUACCAGGUCGGCAGAAUCCCAAAGCAAAUAUUUUUAAGCUCCUUCACGAUUGGCUAAAUGACGCGAAGACUGGAAACUGGUUACUCGUCCUAGAUAAUCUCGACGAUGAUGACUUUCUCCAUGCGAUACCUUCAACGCCGUCUAGCUUGGCCAAUGAUCACAGCGAUGUGUCUGAACGAUCGAUCUGGUCUUAUCUUUGUCAGGGAUCGAUGGGCUGUGUUGUGAUAACAAGUCGAAGUAGAAAGGUGGCUUUGAGAACCGUCGAAGACUAUGAAAUCAUUCCGGUUGAACCUAUGGACGAACCCCACGCUAUCUCGCUCUUUGAAAAGAAGGUCGGAGCACAAUCUGACCACUCCGUGAGUGUUCAACUAGUUACAGCUCUAGAGUUUAUGCCGCUUGCGAUUGUGCAGGCGGCGGCCUUCAUUAAGCAAAAAGCUCCACGAGAGUCAGUCACACAAUAUUUGGAAAGAUUUCAGAAGAGUGAUCGCCAGAAGAUCGAUCUUCUUGAAUAUGAAGCGGGCCAGCUUCGCAGAGACUCAGAGGCUAAAAGUGCUAUUCUUGUUACCUGGCAGAUCUCAUUUGAAGACAUUCGUGAAAGAAGCCCAUCGGCGGCAGGCCUCUUAUCUCUUAUGAGCUUCUUUGAUAGGCAAGGGAUCCCUGACGGUCUCCUACGAGAAGGCAAAGCUACAAAAGAGACAGACGAAGAAAACAAUCCAAGUGACACAGAGGAUAGUCAAAGCGUAUCCAGUGACGUCGACAAGUUUGAGAACGAUAUAUUAUUGCUAAGGGACUAUUCAUUGAUAUCUGUUACCUCAGAUCAAUCGACAUUUGAGAUGCAUCGAUUAGUCCAACUAGGGAUGCAGAAAUGGCUUAAAGCUCAAGACAACUUAGAGCACUGGAAAGAACUCUAUAUCCGAAGGCUCUUCCAAAAUUUCCCUAAAGGAACGUUUGAGAACUGGAAGGAAUGUCAAAUAGUAUUUCCUCAUGUGCAGUGCGCAAUUAUGCAGCAACCAAUCCGGGAAGCCUCAAUGGAAGAGUGGGCAUCACUACUUCACGAAGCGGCAUCAUUCGCAUUGACAAAAGGAAAUUUCGUCGAUGGUCAGAAAUUGGCAAAGAGGGCAAUGGAAGCGAAGACAGAGUUAUUUGGUGUGGAGAAUGAGAAGACGUUGAGUAGUUCCAAUAUGCUUGGGUUAGCGUAUAGUUUGAGUGGGGAAUGGAAGGAAGCCGAAGAGCUCCAGGUGCAGGUGAUGCAGACAAGUAAGCGGGUGCUUGGGCUAGAGCAUCCUGAUACUCUGACCAGCAUAGCCAAUCUAGCAUCAACCUACUGGAAUCAGGGGCGGUGGAAAGAAGCCGAAGAGCUCCAGGUGCAGGUGAUGCAGACUCACAAGCGGGUGCUUGGGCUAGAGCAUCCUGAUACUCUGACUAGCAUGGCUAACCUGGCAUCAACCUACUGGAAACAGGGGCGAUGGAAGGAAGCCGAAGAGCUCCAGGUGCAGGUGAUGCAGACUCGUAAGCGGGUGCUUGGGCUUGAGCAUCCUCAUACUCUGACCAACAUAGCUAAUCUAGCAUCAACCUACUGGAAUCAGGGGCGGUGGAAAGAAGCCGAAGAGCUCCAGGUGCAGGUGAUGCAGACUCGCAAGCGGGUACUUGGGCCAGAGCAUCCUGAUACUCUGACUAGCAUGGCUAACCUGGCAUCAACCUACUGGAAUCAGGGGCGAUGGAAGGAAGCCGAAGAGCUUGAGGUGCAGGUAAUGCAGACUCGCAAGCGGGUGCUUAGGCCAGAGCAUCCUGAUACUCUGACUAGCAUGGCUAACCUGGCAUCAACCUACUGGAAUCAGGGGCGAUGGAAGGAAGCCGAAGAGCUCGAGGUGCAGGUAAUGCAGACUCGCAAGCGGGUGCUUAGGCCAGAGCAUCCUGAUACUCUGACUAGCAUGGCUAACCUAGCAUCAACCUACCGGAAUCAGGGGCGAUGGAAGGAAGCCGAAGAGCUUGAGGUGCAGGUGAUGCAGACAAGUAAGCGGGUGCUUGGGCUAGAGCAUCCUCAUACUCUGACUAGCAUGGCUAACCUGGCAUCAACCUACUGGAAUCAGGGGCGAUGGAAGGAAGCCGAAGAGCUUGAGGUGCAGGUGAUGCAGACAAGUAAGCGGGUGCUUGGGCUAGAGCAUCCUCAUACUCUGACUAGCAUGGCUAACCUAGCAUCAACCUACUGCAAUCAGGGGCGAUGGAAGGAAGCCGAAGAGCUCCAGGUGCAGGUGAUGCAGACUCACAAGCGGGUGCUUAGGCCAGAGCAUCCUUAUACUCUGACUAACAUAGCUAACCUGGCAUCAACCUACCGGAAUCAGGGGCGAUGGAAGGAAGCCGAAGAGCUUGAGGUGCAGGUGAUGCAGACAAGUAAGCGGGUGCUUGGGCUAGAGCAUCCUCAUACUCUGACUAGCAUAGCUAACCUGGCAUCAACCUACUGCAAUCAGGGGCGAUGGAAGGAAGCCGAAGAGCUUGAGGUGCAGGUGAUGCAGACAAGUAAGCGGGUGCUUAGGCUAGAGCAUCCUGAUACUCUGACUAGCAUGGCUAACCUGGCAUCAACCUACUGGAAUCAGGGGCGAUGGAAGGAAGCCGAAGAGCUUGAGGUGCAGGUAAUGCAGACUCGCAAGCGGGUGCUUGGGCUAGAGCAUCCUCAUACUCUGACUAGCAUGGCUAACCUGGCAUCAACCUACUGCAAUCAGGGGCGAUGGAAGGAAGCCGAAGAGCUUGAGGUGCAGGUGAUGCAGACUCGCAAGCGGGUGCUUGGGCUAGAGCAUCCUCAUACUCUGACUAGCAUGGCUAACCUGGCAUCAACCUACUGCAAUCAGGGGCGAUGGAAGGAAGCCGAAGAGCUUGAGGUGCAGGUGAUGCAGACAAGUAAGCGGGUGCUUAGGCUAGAGCAUCCUGAUACUCUGACUAGCAUGGCUAACCUGGCAUCAACCUACUGGAAACAGGGGCGAUGGAAGGAAGCCGAAGAGCUCCAGGUGCAGGUGAUGCAGACUCGUAAGCGGGUGCUUGGGCUAGAGCAUCCUGAUACUCUGACUAGCAUGGCUAACCUGGCAUUCACCUUGAGAUCUUUAGGCAGAAAUGAAGCUGCCUUGGAAAUGAUUGCCAAUUGUGCUGAAUUUCGCCGCCAAUAA
This is a messenger RNA of Penicillium macrosclerotiorum, 3522 nucleotides long. Its product is annotated as P-loop containing nucleoside triphosphate hydrolase protein. The transcript is spliced from 3 exons. The record is from RefSeq and is a predicted model, not a curated record. Gene Ontology annotation, molecular function: protein binding. Lineage: Eukaryota; Fungi; Ascomycota; Eurotiomycetes; Eurotiales; Aspergillaceae. Bases 1 to 3522 code for a protein of 1173 amino acids. Gene Ontology annotation, cellular component: kinesin complex.